UUAGCAGAGUAGCAGUGGGCCCGGCGUCCCUCGCUCUCCCCCAUCCCUAGCUUUAAAUGCUCGCACUUCCUUCUUCCCCAGAAAUCUCUCCCAUCCAUUCCCUCCAGGCGCACAUUAGCCCCCACUCCACCACUCCUUCUGCCAGAGAAACAAGAGAGAAAGAAAGGAACGAAUUCGAGAGAGAAAGGUAAGAGAAUGGCGUCGACGGCGGCGAGGGUAGAUCUGGACGGCAAGCCUAUCAGGGCGAUCACAAUCUGCAUGAUCGGCGCCGGAGGAUUCAUUGGUUCGCAUCUCUGCGAGAAGAUCAUGGCCGAGACCCCCCACAAGGUUCUUGCCGUUGAUGUCUACAGCGACAAGAUCAAGCACCUCCUGGAGCCCGCGACCCUGCCCUGGGCCGAUCGCAUCCAGUUUCACCGCAUCAAUAUCAAGCACGAUUCUCGCCUUGAAGGCCUAAUCAAGAUGGCAGAUCUGACUAUAAAUCUAGCGGCGAUCUGUACUCCGGCAGACUACAAUACGCGUCCGCUCGACACGAUUUACAGCAAUUUCAUCGAUGCGCUUCCAGUGGUGAAGUAUUGUUCCGAAAACAACAAGCGCUUGAUUCACUUCUCUACUUGUGAAGUGUAUGGGAAAACGAUUGGAAGCUUUCUUCCCAAGGAUAGCCCUCUGCGGCAGGAUCCAGCUUACUUUGUCCUCACGGAGGAUGCCUCCCCAUGCAUAUUUGGUCCAAUCGAGAAGCAGAGGUGGUCCUAUGCAUGUGCUAAGCAGUUAAUUGAGAGGCUGGUAUAUGCCGAGGGUGCUGAAAAUGGUCUCGAGUUCACGAUCGUGAGGCCUUUUAACUGGAUUGGUCCGAGGAUGGACUUCAUUCCUGGCAUUGAUGGUCCGAGCGAGGGUGUUCCGAGGGUUCUGGCAUGCUUUAGUAAUGCCCUCCUGCGACGUGAGCCACUCAAGCUUGUUGAUGGUGGUCAAUCCCAGAGAACUUUUGUGUAUAUAAAAGAUGCUAUUGAAGCUGUUUUGCUGAUGAUUGAAAAUCCAGCGAGGGCAAAUGGUCAUAUUUUCAAUGUGGGCAACCCUAACAACGAAGUUACCGUGAGGCAGCUUGCGGAGAUGAUGACCCAGGUGUAUUCGAAAGUAAGUGGAGAAGCUGCUCUGGAGGCACCCACCAUCGAUAUAAGUUCGAAAGAGUUUUACGGUGAAGGGUAUGAUGACAGUGAUAAGAGGAUUCCAGACAUGACCAUAAUCAACAGACAACUCGGAUGGAAUCCGAAGACAUCUCUGUGGGAUUUGCUGGAGUCGACCCUUACGUACCAACACAGGACAUACGCGGAAGCAAUCAGGCAGGCCAUCUCAAAACCAGUUGCAUCCGGUUGAGAUAUAGUGGUGUGUUGGUGUUGCUCGGUGGUGUUAUGGAAAUUCUUACUUUUAGAUGAUGAUAUCAUAUGAAUGUGCUCUUUAGGCUGUUGUUUUUAUUCAUUCAUUGAAGGGAAAUCAUGAAUAUAUAUAAAAUACCUAAACGGGGUUGGUUCGUUUAUACCUACAAUAUUUAUUUUUAUUUUUUAAAAGGCGGGUUGGGUUUGUUUGUUGGCGAGUAGUUGUAGUAGUGUAGUAGCCAGUGGUAGGGGAGUUUGUAUUUCUUUUUACUUAAAUCUAUGGGGAGGAGAGAUUUAGAGUGAUCACUUGUAAUGCGGUGCUUUUAAGAGCAUUUUGCUGCUUCACAUUUAGGGGGGUGGGGUGUGCUGGAGAGCAAUUACGCAAGGAAAAUUAUCCUGGUUCCAGAUUCUGAAAGGCGUGGGGGUGGGGGGUUUUGGCAUCCAUCCCUCCGUUCUGCCUCUUCACACUGAACGCUGUUGUAUUAUUGCCAUUUUUCCAAAAUUAUAUUAUUUAUAUUGAAAUAAUUUAUGGCUCUGGUCAAAA
Molecule: messenger RNA, 1911 nt
Organism: Malania oleifera
Lineage: Eukaryota; Viridiplantae; Streptophyta; Magnoliopsida; Santalales; Ximeniaceae
Product: UDP-D-apiose/UDP-D-xylose synthase 2
Exons: 9
Coding region: 196-1368 (390 amino acids)
Molecular function (GO): carboxy-lyase activity
Source: RefSeq, a predicted model, not a curated record